UUGGCAGAGGUAUUUCGAUGUUUCAUCUGUAUGGAAAGAUUGAGAGAUGCAAGAUUGUGUCCUCAUUGUUCCAAACUGUGCUGUUUCGCAUGUAUAAGGAGAUGGUUAACUGAGCAGAGAUCUCAAUGUCCACAUUGCAGAGCAUCUCUUCACCUACAUGAGCUGGUUAAUUGUCGAUGGGCAGAAGAAGUUACUAAUCAGCUGGAUACAUUACAACAGUUUGUACCAGCACCACCUUCUGAUGUUUCUUCUGAGAGUAAUCAGUGUGAAGAACAUAAGGAGAAAUUAAGUGUAUAUUGUUUAACUUGUAAAGAAUGUAUUUGUCAUCAGUGUGCUCUAUGGGGUGGCACACAUUCUGGCCACACCUUUAAACCAUUAGAUGGUGUUUAUGAAGAACAUGCUAAGAAAUUAACUGAUGAACUCAAUCAAGUUAAAAGGCGCCAUAUUGAAUUAAUCAGCUUGGUUCAAGAUGUGGAACAUAAUAUAGAGAGUGUAAAGAAUGCUAAAGAUGAAAGAGUGAGAGAAAUUAGGAAUGCUGUAGAAUUGAUGAUAGCUAGAUUAGAAUCACAGAUGAAGAGUAAAUUACUCACUCUAAUGGGUCAAAGAACAAGGUUAAGUCAUGAAACUGAAGUUUUAGAAACAAUCAUUCAACGUGCUAAUACAGACCUAACAACACGCAGCAAGAGUCAUCUUAUACAACAAUUUAAAGAUAUGAUGGAAAUAUUUCGACAAGUUCAUAGAGGUCAAAGGUCAUCUUUCGUAACAACACCAGUUCAAGCCGAUUUCAAUAGUGAAAUAGUUCCUCAGUAUGAUACUAGUACAUUUGAAAUGAAGAAUUUUAGUUUACUACGUCAACGUGCUGAUCCUGUUUACAGUCCACCAUUAAAUGUUUCUGGUUUAGCAUGGAGGUUAAAGGUCUAUCCUGAUGGUAAUGGUGUUGUAAGAGGUCAUUAUUUAUCUGUUUUUCUAGAAUUAUCUCAAGGAUUACCUGAAACUUCCAAAUAUGAGUAUAGAGUAGAAAUGGUUCACCAGGCUUCCAGAGAUACCAGUAAAAAUAUUGUCAGAGAAUUUGCUUCUGAUUUUGAAGUUGGAGAAUGUUGGGGUUAUAAUAGAUUCUUCCGUUUAGAUCUGUUAGUAAAUGAAGGCUAUCUAGAUCCCACCAAUGAUACUUUAGUGCUACAUUUCCAGGUCAGAGCCCCAACAUUUUACCAAAAGUCAAGGGACCAGCAAUGGUAUAUUAAUCAAUUAGAGACAGCACAGUCUCAAUCAGCUCAACAAAUAUUAGAUCUGAAAGAGAGAUUAUGUCUAGAGAUCUCAAGAAAUCAAACUUCUGGUGACAAUGGUGCUACUUCUGGUCAGUAUCUGUCUUUCCAUAUGUACAAUGUCUCUAAAAGUCAUUCAUUUCACAGCAUAUAG
Messenger RNA from Lottia gigantea (owl limpet), 1416 nucleotides. RefSeq lists its product as hypothetical. Gene Ontology annotation, molecular function: zinc ion binding; tumor necrosis factor receptor binding; ubiquitin protein ligase binding. Gene Ontology annotation, biological process: protein autoubiquitination; negative regulation of centriole replication. Gene Ontology annotation, cellular component: aggresome; peroxisome. The transcript is spliced from 12 exons. The record is from RefSeq and is a predicted model, not a curated record. Lineage: Eukaryota; Metazoa; Mollusca; Gastropoda; Lottiidae. The annotation marks the transcript as partial.